UGCACUCUAUUAAUGUCUCAAUUAUAAACUAAAAAUCAUGAGAUAAAAAAAUGAUAAGUAGAAAUACUUCUCUGAAGGAAUAAACAAAUACCUUCCCUAUUGGAUAAGUCAAUAAAAGUCAAUGGAAAUUCAUUUAAACCAUCAAGAAUACCGGUCAACUAACAGUGAAAAAUUCACCGCGCUUUUGUCACCUCCGCAGUCGAAAAAACCAGACUCGCUCGUCAGUCUUCCGUGAACACGAAAAAGUAAAUGGAUCACUAAUUUCCAUUUAUUUUUUUCCAUUCCUGGUAGUUCAAUUUCCCGUUUGAGAGCGUUUGAGGGCGGAAAAAAAAAUUAUUGAAAGCCCUUUUGCCUCGCGUCCCCGGCUAAUUGAGUUGGCCCUCGGUUGGGGGGUGGAUUGGGGGUGUCAACGGGUGCGUGUGCGCAAAAGAAUUGCUGCAUGCGCUGUUGCAAUGUACAUAUAGUUCGGUUGUCAGCCGUUUAUCAGUCCGGCGCCACAAUCCUGAGAGACCUCCGCACAGUCCCUCCGCAUGUUCGAAACCGGCUAGGUUUCCUCCCCUCGUUGGAUUACGUCAAUUCUUGUGCAUUAUGGUGCUGGCAGACCCCAUAGCCGACCCGACCCACCGUGACACUCUUCUGAAUGGCAACCCUGAAUCAAUCGUGAUAUCCAACUUCUCGGACAACGAGAUUGUCACCUACUCCCUGGUGCUCCUGCGGGGUAAGGCCCCCCUGCUCUGUUCCUACAUAAACAUCAGAAGCCGGAAGAACACAGUGGCGGAAUGGCCGAUCGUGGGGGGUGAAUUCCGGAUCCUGGUGGAUCUCUCCCGGGGUGAGAACAAGCUGGAGCUUGAAGCCGGUGGCAUAAAACGUCGACUUACUCUCAUUCACGAGCCACGAACGAGCCGAUUGCGUGUCACCCCGGUCUACGUCGUCUGUGCAGGUCACGACGGCUACUUCCAGGGCCCCAAGAUCGAGGAUAGAUCCCCGGAGAGUGCUGCCACCCGAAUUGGCCUGGGGGCAAGACUCCUGCAGUGUCUCACCGCUGAGAAGAUGAGGGAGGCAGGACACGGCAGGAAGACCUUCCAACUCGAGAGGGACUUGGAUGGGGCUGAGUGUCUUGUCAUGCACAGCAUGCUGCACGUCGACAAGGCCAGGGCGAUGAAUCAGAGGGAACUGUGGGAGUUUAUUGGACGUGAACUGAUGACCGGACCUCUGGCGUCGAGGGACAGGAAGUACCUGUCGUUUCUGUCCUGCACGAGGUACAGGGGAUACUCGGCAGGAUCUCCAAGAAUUCCAAGUCACGAGUCGACGUUGGCUAGGACUCAGGGACAUGCAGCAUUGGGCGGGGGUGGACUCGCCUUGUUCGGCUCUGCUUGUUUGCACACGUGGCCCACGUGCCUACCACAGGUUCUCAAGAAAUUCCUGGACUCUACGAUUGUCGACACUGAUCAGCUGAUGGACGACAGCAACUACAGGGGGACUCAUGGGGGAUGUCUAGCCACGACCCUUGGAUCUGUUCUCCACGAGCUCGGGCAUACGUUCGACCUAGGGCACACCCGGGAGGGUAUUAUGGGACGGGGCUUUGAUUACGUUGACAGAGUCUUUGUUGGUGGAACUGGUGUGGACUCCAACAAGAACUCAGUAAGGAGGGAUCCACAGCACACGACAAUUGCCAUCAGCAGGCCACUGAGUGUCACUGUCACAGUUCAAGAGGCCAUCAGCAGCCCCAGGAGAGGGAGAUUGCUCUCGGAGACGUCUAGACCCUCGCAGUCUAGUCCACAUUUGCUGCAGGAGACCGGAAGACACAGUGGGAGGCUCUCGGCUCCAGCUAGUCCAGAGUUGAAUCGAUCGUUCUCCAGGUCUCUGACUCAUCAUCAGACUCCGCUGCCUGACAGAACAUUCUGGGGGACUUCCUGCGCAGCUAUUCUCGCUUAUCACCGGUGGUUCAAUCCAUCGAUUGACAAUUCUUACAGCAGAGAUGUUCAUGAUAAUCGGGACAUCGGGUAUGAUGCCAAGAGAAAUGUCGUGAGAUCGCGAUUUGGGGUUCGAGUGAUGGAGCUUCGUGAGUCAUCAGGCGGAAUGGUAGUGAAUUCUCGACAAUUUCCCGGGUCUCGUCCACCCCUCGAGGCCCUAGUACCUCUUCCACCCCCACACUGUCUCUCCCCAUUAACAAUAUUCGCUGAGGACUCCGUUGGCAACAUUCUAAAGUAUCCACUUCCAACUGCCUUCUGAAAAUCAAAAGUACUCGUAUUACAAUCGACUUAUUAAUCUUCGCAGUUUUUCAUUAUUUUACGAGAGAGACCGAUGUCUACUUGGAACUUACGCUGUGCGUUAUUUCCAUACGAUAUUUUUUUAAAAGAGUUAAUAAUUUUUCUUUUCGCUUCUGGCUUAUGCUUGGGAAUUCACAAGUUACCGAGAUUCGUAUGCAAUGUAUGAAGCCGAGUCGAAGGAUAUAAUUAAUCAAUUAAUCGAAAUUGAUAUUUAAGGAAUGAGUAAUUGCCGAGCAAUUGAUUGGGAAAUGUAUUUUCUUGACAAAAGAUGUCAUGAAGUGAUUUUUCAAAUAAUGUUGCGGGGAAAAUUACACGAAAUGUCAUAAUUAAAGUUUUAAAUGUGUCAAUAUUUUUUCUAUCAAAUGUAUUCAAUUGAAUCGAAGCUAAUUUAAUUCAAUUAAUUUUGUUGCUCUUAAAUUUAUUUUACUUGCGAAAAUAUCGAAUCAUUUUUGGUAAAUUGAAACAAUUUUGGAUGACACAAUUUUAAAUUAUUUAAAAAAUAUUUCUUUUGUUACGACCAAAAAGUCUUCUAAAAAAAGAAUUCAAAUCCUGAUAUUUCUCAAUUUUUUUCCUUUUAUGAAUUUCACUUUUUCAGGUUUUAAAAAAUCAAUUCAAUAUUUCCUCUCAAUAAGAUUCGAAAAAUCGACUAGUUCCACGAAGUUUUCCCACUUCACCACUGAGUUAACCCGAAAAAAAUCUAUAAUCGAUAUAACAAAUCAUGAGGCCUAUUAAUUUUCUAGUACAAACACUUCUAGAAGAACUGAUCGAUUGAAGUGACGCAUUUAAAUUGAAACGACCAAAUGGAAACGACUUCCGAUGGCUACAACUGACGUUUUGCAUGAAUGUUUUUUCGUGUCAUUAUGAAAGUUCAAGGAAUAAUGUUGCACAUAUUUUUUAAAUUUCGGUGAAUAAAAAAAAAUGAGAUUAGCAGCUGGCUGAUUUUUUUGGGGUUAAAAUAAAUUAGAAAAGUACUAUUUUCCUUCUAUUUUCUAUUUUGUUAUUCUAUUCCGAAAAAAAAUUCAUGCUAAAACCCAAUUGCAACAGAGAAACGUGAUAUGACUUCUGCUAGUCCAUAAAAUUGUACAUUACUGAUCACAUGUACAGUAUUAUUUCAUAAAAUUAUUUUAAUAUCAUGAUAACACGACAGACUAGUGAUAGUUGUAUGAAUGACAAUACAGUAUUGUAAUAAUAAUUAAUUGAGGUACGAAAAAAUGAUUAAAAAAAGUAGAAAAAUCGUUGUAAAAUCUUAUUGAAUUUAUACUGAGCUUUCUGUCAGUUUGUGGUCAAAUAGUUAAUGCAAAAUGCGCCCCCUGAUACAUUUUCUGGAUAAAUAAUCUUAGAAAUUGCUCAGUCUAAUUUUCUCAAUUUGUAGUUUUUAAUUUUGGCGUUAAUGGAAACCUAAAAAUUAGAUGAAAGAAAUUUCUAAUAUUGAAUCGAAAAAAUCCUAUGACAAACGUCUGACUGGAGGGAAAUGGCUAGACUUGUGAGCUACAUUGUUGUCUAUUCAAUAUUGUUUAUUGAAAAAGUGCGAAAGACAUCAGUCAUAAUUCAAUAUAAUUUUCCAACAAAUUUCCUACUUUUUUCAAUGAAAUUUUUCGACUAAUCGACUAAUCAAAUGGCUUAUUUGAUUGUAAUUCCAGUGCGAAAUGACUAGUAAACUGCAUUUUCCAUACUUUUGGCACAACAUCAAACGGUUUAAAUACUCUACCUGAGUUACUAUCAUCAUACCAGUGAUUAAUGAAUAAUAAUGUUUGUAUAUCAUUAUAUAAAUAAAUACCAACAUCAUAUUA
Diachasmimorpha longicaudata is the source of this 4060-nucleotide messenger RNA. RefSeq lists its product as uncharacterized. Lineage: Eukaryota; Metazoa; Arthropoda; Insecta; Hymenoptera; Braconidae. The record is from RefSeq and is a predicted model, not a curated record. The transcript has 4 exons. The coding region runs from base 589 to 2232 and encodes 547 amino acids.